UCCAAUUAUUUUAACGUAAUUUGAUGAAUUAAUCCAAAAUGGCUCCUCUCACGGAUUUACUUUCCUGUAGUAUAAUCGAAAAGGAUUCUAACGGCGAUGUAUUGUGGACAUGGUCUUAUCCAGUCAUUUUAGAAUCACAAAAAGCAGUUGUUGGUAGAAAAUGUAACUUAGAAUCGGAGCACAACUCUUCGCAAGUAUUUAUAUUUUCAAGGCAUAAGCACCAUUGGUUUUAUAUACAUUGCAGCGAAGUAUUUGAUUCGGAUAAAUUACCAAAAGUGAAACAGUUUGCUUUGGUUUUAUUUGCAAAAGAUUUUAAUCCACGAAAAUAUGAAGUUCUUUCCAGAGUACUUAGCAAAAUGUAUUGCAAAACUGGAAAACCAACAGAGAUCCUUCAAUUGUACCUUUCUGUGUUCACGAAAGGAUCUUGUUCAACCCAAGAAAAUGGAACAUUUGUUUCAGAUGACUUCAAUAGCCAUCGUUUUACAGUGAAUACCAACAUAAGAGAAUUAGUUAAAGCUUUUGAAUUGGAAACUAUAUUAAUAUAUACAGCUUUACUUCUGAAAAAGAGAAUAGUAGUUUAUCAUCACAGUUUAGAGGAACUUUUGAAAUGGAUUGGACUGUUUCCUGCAUUGAUGAAACAUCGUAAAGUUAGUGAUAAUUUAUUUCCCUGGGUUGAUUUGGUGGAUGAUGAACUGGCAGAAUUAAAGAGACAUUCCCAUUAUGUUGCUGGCUGUAGAAAUAGCUCAAUAUCAUCAAGAACAGACUUAUUUGACCUACUUGUAAACAUUCCAGCUAGAGAAAUUACUGUUGCCUCGCAUGCAAAAGAGAGUCUUACAAUGACAAAAACACAUAAAGAAAUAGCUCUCUUCAUGGUUCAGUUGUCUGAAAAUCAGACUUAUACAGAAGCCCAAAUAAUAUCUGAGAUUAAUGACAAAACUCAGGACCUACUGAAUCAACUAACAUCUUUAGCUGUAGUUCAAGGACCUGAUGGAAGAAAGAUGGUUUCUGCGCAAACGUUAAAGGAAAAAAAUUUACCAUUUGCUGUAGAAAACUUCCUAAUUAAUUUGGCUGUUGCAGAAAAUUUAUUUCUAGUAUAA
This is a messenger RNA of Dufourea novaeangliae, 1097 nucleotides long. RefSeq names its product protein FAM45A-like. Gene Ontology annotation, cellular component: late endosome. The coding region runs from base 39 to 1097 and encodes 352 amino acids. Gene Ontology annotation, molecular function: guanyl-nucleotide exchange factor activity; small GTPase binding. The transcript has 5 exons. Gene Ontology annotation, biological process: protein transport; regulation of early endosome to late endosome transport. NCBI's taxonomy places the organism in Eukaryota, Metazoa, Arthropoda, Insecta, Hymenoptera, Halictidae. The record is from RefSeq and is a predicted model, not a curated record.